This is a messenger RNA of Purpureocillium lilacinum, 624 nucleotides long. RefSeq lists its product as uncharacterized. The record is from RefSeq and is a predicted model, not a curated record. NCBI's taxonomy places the organism in Eukaryota, Fungi, Ascomycota, Sordariomycetes, Hypocreales, Ophiocordycipitaceae.
AUGGCAACGCCUUACUCCAAGACUGCGGAUGGCUUCGAACGGCAGUUCGGUGUCAAUCAUUUAGCGCACUAUUUGUUGACUACGUUGCUUCUCCCAACGCUGGAGUCCAGCAGCACGCCUCAGUUCAACUCGCGUGUGGUCUGUGUCUCAUCUUCUGCACAUCGGUACGGCCAAGUCCGCUUCGACGACUACAACUGGGAGACUCCUGGCGCAUACGAGCCGUUUCAGGCAUACGGCCAGUCAAAGACGGCGAACAUCUGGAUGGCAAACUACCUCGACCGCGUGUACGGGCCGCGCGGUAUUCACGCUCUGUCUUUGCACCCUGGUGGUAUUUGGACAGGCUUGCAGGCCUUCACGCCGUCCGAGACGCUGGCUGCUUGGAAGAAGGAGCCGGAAGUGGCCUCAAUGAUGUUGACCCCCGAGCAAGGGGCCGCGACAUCGGUCUGGGCAGCCGUUGGCAAAGCCUGGGAGGGCAAGGGCGGAGAGUAUCUGUCGGAAUGUGCAAUUGCGCCGCCAGCCAAGGAGCUGUCGUCGGCGAUGGGUUCUGGGGCAGCGGCUUAUGCUCAUGACACAAAAGGCGAGGACCGACUUUGGGAACUGAGCAGGACGCUGGUUAGUUUUUGA